AUGAAGUUGAACUUUCAAAUAAAACACCUCUCUUAUCCAUCUAUCUAUAGUCUGUUCAUAUCUAUCUAUCGAUCUAUCACAGUCUGUUCAUAUAUGUCUCUCUCACAAUCUAUUUAUAUCAAUCUAUCUCUAUCUAUCACUGUUCAUAUCUAUCACAGUCUGUUCAUAUCUAUCAAUCUCAGUCUCUUCAUACCUAUCAAUCUAUCUAUCAGUCUGUUCAUAUCUAUCACAGUCUGUUCAUAUCUACCUAUCUCUGCCCAUAUCUACCUAUCUAUCUAUCUAUCUAUCUCUGCCCAUAUCUAUCUAUCUCUACCCAUAUCUAUCUAUCUAUCUAUCUAUCUAUCUCUGCCCAUAUCUAUCUAUCUAUCUAUCUAUCUCUGCCCAUAUCUAUCUAUCUAUCUAUCUAUCUCUGCCCAUAUCUAUCUAUCUAUCUAUCUAUCUAUCUAUCUAUCUAUCUACCUAUCCGUGUGUAUGUGUGUGUGUGCACAUGUAUAA
Acanthosepion pharaonis is the source of this 495-nucleotide messenger RNA. Lineage: Eukaryota; Metazoa; Mollusca; Cephalopoda; Sepiida; Sepiidae. The record is from the annotation of a GenBank genome assembly.